Molecule: messenger RNA, 1841 nt
Organism: Paramacrobiotus metropolitanus
Lineage: Eukaryota; Metazoa; Tardigrada; Eutardigrada; Parachela; Macrobiotidae
Exons: 8
Coding region: 57-1697 (546 amino acids)
Biological process (GO): proteolysis
Molecular function (GO): metalloendopeptidase activity; zinc ion binding
Source: RefSeq, a predicted model, not a curated record
UACGAGCAGCAGUCAGCAGUCUGUUGCACGUUUCCUGUUGGCACGAAGGAAUAACAAUGAUGACCACCCUUCUAACCGGAAUAAUCUGUCACUUUCUAAUCCUGAUAGUGGCAGACCAUGACAGCACACUUGGCCGUCAACGAACUGAUGUCUUGGACGAUGAUAGUGUCGAUAGCAGUGACCUGUUUGAGGGCGACAUUAUUGACUACAAUAGUAGAGACAUGAUUUCCGAUGAACUGAACGCAACAUACGCAAAUUUCAUGGACUCUGCCAGAAGCCGUUGGCCUCAAGGCAUCGUGCCAUACGACAUCUCUUACGGCAUUGGUGAAAUGGAACUUACUCCGGCUAUUCAUAGUGCUAUGGAUACGAUUUCCCGAAAAACAGCCAACUGCAUUCGCUUCAGACCUCGAACUAACGAAACAGCGUUUCUGCUUUUCGUAUCGUCUCGGUCAAUCUGCAAAGCCACUCUGGGAUACGCCCGUUACGGCAAAAACACUAUCGGUUUGUCGCGGCAGUGUGCAGUCCACGAUAUCGUUCAUGAGCUCCUACACGUACUGGGAUAUCAUCACGAACACACACGACCCGAUCGGGACAAUUACAUUACGGUACAUCUUGAGAACAUUCGAGGUCGAUGGCGGAACAAUUAUGUUAAGAGAAAUGAUGUCGAUUUGAUGGGAUUCCCCUAUGACUACCAUUCUAUCAUGCACUAUCCGUCAGAAGUCGGAAGCGUGGCGGAGAACCCGCAAAAACCGGUAAUGACCACCAAGAACGGCGUAGUCAUUAAACAUAAUACCGAAUUGAGCGAUUUGGAUGUUCAGAAAAUUUUGGCGGCCUACAAGUGCCAAGCAAAGAACUCAUUGUGCAACACAUCUGCUGGAUAUUGUCAUGUAUAUAUUCGAGGACUGGAAACCACGGAAAAUGAAUAUUGGCUAAAAACCUAUGUGGCGAUGACCAACUGCCAUCAUCCGAGCGUUAAAAGGAUAUCGGUCUACUGCACAACAAACGCCACGGCCGACGAUGUCCAAAACAUCGCAAACCAGUUGACAAGUUUUGCCCACGUUGACAGUUAUGCCAUUUACAUUGCCGAUGCCAGUGUUUCAAGACCACGCGUUCUCAGUCCUGUUAAGACCAGAAUAACGCAACUCGGGAUACAUACCUGCACACAGCCAUCAACAACACUAAAACUACGAGAAAACACCCUGGUCGAUCUGCUCGAUUUUCGCUUGUUUUACUGUUCCAACCAGGAAAUUCGAAAAGCCGAUUUCCAGUUCAACAGCAAACUGAAGAGACUGGUGUUUCACGCUACAACGAUUGCAUCGAUCGAACGUAACGCUUUUGACGCACUGGCGGAACUGGAGAUUUUUCAAUUAGAAGAAUGGUGGAAACCGCGCGAACAGAUAGUUAAAGCCAAAAGAGAAGCGGAAGUUCGAAGGCACUUACAACUUUUGCACUGCGAUUGUCAGUAUCAAUGGUUACGGAACUGGUUAAACGCAAAAAGCCUGUUGGCCAAUACCAAGUCUUUAGUAAACACUUUUCCAGAGGACCGCGAGUCGGUGACGGUGGGAGAAAUGUAUAUACCUAUCAACUGUCGCAGCAUUGACAGCUCUUUUAUCGCAUUUCGCAAUCGUGAUAAUACCCGAUUUUUUAAUCACGUCGCUCCGCAGCCCUUCUCUAGGAACGUUUCGCCUGGCUGUUAAUUUUAUCCGGCUUCUUUUUAUGUGUGUUUUGAAAUACGAAGUGUAUCACUUAUUCUUGGAGAUCUAUAUAUGCAAUCUGAUCCAAUACAGUUUUGAUGUGUUUACGGUACGAUAACGAAAAAGAUUGCAGAUUUUCUCCUUUAU